This is a messenger RNA of Cylicocyclus nassatus, 672 nucleotides long. The record is from the annotation of a GenBank genome assembly. Lineage: Eukaryota; Metazoa; Nematoda; Chromadorea; Rhabditida; Strongylidae.
AGACAGAAUGCAACGGAUAGUCGCUCUCGUUCUUCUCUGUCUACUUGCGGCCGUCUGCACAGCACAAGAUGAAAUAGACGAUUUGCCUGUGGUGCGAGCGCAGCUCUCUGACACUACUUGGGAUUUUCUCCCUGAUCUCCUUCAACGAGCCUACCGUAGUAUAAGAGGGGAGAAGAACAUUCCAUCUUUCAAACGCACACCCUCUGCGAAAUGGAUGCGAUUCGGAAAACGAUCGCCUAAUGCCAAAUGGAUGAGGUUCGGCAAAAGAACCCCAAACGCAAAAUGGAUGCGAUUCGGUAAACGAUCAGAGUAUGAGCUUGAAGGAGACGACGAUCUGUACUGAGCUUCACGAUAUCUCCUUAAAUAGCCCAUACUGUCAACAAUUCCAUCUCUGCACUCUAUUAGCAAUAUCCAAGAGUGUUUAUGUCAUACACCAUCUAUAGACAACUGCAUACUGUCUCAAAUGUUAUCGGUCUCUCUUUCUAAGAUACUUAUUCGCACACACCACCUUACAUGACCACGAUCUCACCCCGUGCGUCGCUGACCAUCAUCGACGCGCCGCGCGCCAAGCCUUGGCAUUGAAGUAUUUCUUACUGUAUUGUGUAGUUUUACAGUAAUCUGAUCAAAAAUGAUGAUCUCGAAUGUCGGUCGAUAAAUGUUUAUUUUUGUUUA